GGAUCCCAUGUGGAAUGGUGUAAACAGCUGAUAGCUGCAACCAUUUCUAGUCAAAUUUCAGGGUCUGUCCCAUCAGAAGGUGUGUCCAGAGACUUCAGGGAGAUUCAGGAUGGACACAAUGGCUAUCAUUCUGAAGCAGAACCUGAUCAGGCACUGCGGGAUGGAAACAAACUAGCACAGAUGGAAGAGGCGCCACUUUUUCCUGGAGAAUCAAUCAAAGUUAUUGCUAAAGAUGUUAUGUAUAUCUGUCCAUUUAUGGGAGCAGUCAGUGGUACACUAACAGUGACGGACUUCAGAAUGUAUAUCAAAAGUGUUGAGAGGGAUCCACCUUUUGUUGUUGAUGUUCCCCUUGGUGUCAUAAGUAGAGUUGAAAAAAUUGGAGUACAGAGCCAUGGAGACAACUCAUGUGGUAUAGAAAUAGUUUGCAAGGAUAUGAGAAAUUUGCGGCUGGCUUAUAAACAGGAAGAGCAGAACAGAUUGGAGAUUUUUGAAAACCUUGUAACUCGUGCGUUUCCUGUUUCAAAUGGGCUGCCUCUUUUUGCAUUCAGCUAUAAAGAAAAGUUUGCUGUUAAUGGCUGGAAAGUAUAUGAUCCAAUGGCAGAGUAUAAGAGGCAGGGCUUGCCCAAUGAGAGCUGGAAAAUAUCUAAAAUUAACAGCACCUAUGAGCUUUGUGAUACAUAUCCUGCUAUUCUUGUUGUGCCAACCAGUGUGAAGGAUGAUGACCUCUCAAAAGUGGCAGCGUUUAGAGCGAAAGGCAGAGUUCCAGUGUUGUCCUGGAUUCAUCCUGAGAGCCAAGCAACAAUAACACGAUGCAGUCAGCCUUCAGUAGGCCCCAAUGAUAAGCGUUGCAAAGAAGAUGAAAAAUAUUUGCAGACAAUAAUGGAUGCCAACGCUCAGUCACAUAAACUUAUCAUCUUUGAUGCCAGACAGAAUAGUGUUGCAGAUACAAACAAGGCCAAAGGUGGAGGAUAUGAAAGUGAAAGUGCCUACCCAAAUGCAGAACUGGUCUUUCUGGAAAUUCAUAAUAUACACGUAAUGAGAGAAUCCCUACGUAAACUUAAAGAAAUAGUUUAUCCUACUAUUGAUGAAACUCGGUGGUUAUCGAAUGUGGACUCCACACACUGGCUGGAAUAUAUAAGGAUGCUUCUUGCAGGAGCAGUGAGAAUUGCAGAUAAAAUUGAAUCUGGUAAAACAUCAGUAGUGGUACAUUGCAGUGAUGGUUGGGAUCGAACUGCACAGCUUACUGCGCUAGCUAUGCUUAUGCUGGACAGCUAUUACAGAACUAUCAAGGGGUUUGAAGUUCUUAUAGAGAAAGAAUGGAUAAGUUUUGGACACCGAUUUGCAAUGCGAGUAGGACAUGGAGAUGAUGAUCAUGCUGAUGCAGACAGAUCUCCCAUUUUCCUUCAGUUCAUCGACUGUGUUUGGCAAAUGACAAAGCAGUUUCCUGCAGCCUUUGAAUUCAACGAGUUAUUUCUGAUCACCAUUCUGGAUCACCUUUACAGUUGUCUCUUUGGGACUUUCUUAUGCAACUGUGAAAAAGAAAAAUUAAAAGAGGAGGUAAGCACAAAGACUAUAUCGCUAUGGUCCUAUAUAAACAGCCAGUUAGAUGAGUUCACAAAUCCUUUCUACGUAAACUAUGAAAACCACGUCCUCUAUCCUGUUGCCAGUCUGAACCAUUUGGAACUAUGGGUGAACUACUACGUCAGAUGGAACCCAAGGAUGCGGCCCCAGGUUCCGAUCCAUCAAAAUCUUAAAGAGCUCCUUGCCAUCCGGACGGAGCUUCAGAAGAAGGUUGAAGAUUUGCAGCGGGAGGCUGCUACACGAUCCAUUUCUUCCUCCUCUGACAGAGGUUCAUCUCCUUCCCAUUCAGCCACACCGGUACACACCUCUGUGUGAUGUGUAACAAAAUCCGUGUGAAAAAAAAUUGUGUCAGGUGAUACAGAGAGGAGGGUGAAAUGCUCUUCCCAUCACAAAAGGAUUGUGAGUGACUUGUAAUUGCUAUGAUCUACAUGCCUUACUCUGUGUCUGAUGUUAUCGUGAUGAGGCCAAAAAGAGCUUCAAUAGAUGUGAUGUAUUUGCUUGUUGGCAGUUCCCACAUGUGUUUUGACAUCUCUAGCUAAAUCACCAAUUGUGAAAUUAAACUUUGUUUUGAACAACUAACAAUUUAACCAUCCUAAAAAGGAAUCCAUCUGCCAAGCAGAGAGAAGAAUGCCUCUCACACUGCCUAGGGUACCAUGCCUCCUUGAGAGAAUCAGAUUAAAUGCCACAUGAUGCUUACACAGAACACAGAACGUUUUUCUGAAUGGGAGCUCCUUAUUUCACUCAGUAAUAUAUAUAUAUAUAU
Molecule: messenger RNA, 2344 nt
Organism: Pterocles gutturalis (yellow-throated sandgrouse)
Lineage: Eukaryota; Metazoa; Chordata; Aves; Pterocliformes; Pteroclidae
Gene: MTMR1
Product: myotubularin related protein 1
Exons: 15
Coding region: 181-1896 (571 amino acids)
Biological process (GO): phosphatidylinositol dephosphorylation
Molecular function (GO): phosphatidylinositol-3,5-bisphosphate 3-phosphatase activity
Source: RefSeq, a predicted model, not a curated record